AUGGGUUCCCAUGGAGCCGGGCUUGCCUGGAUGGCUUUCAUGUCCAAAGACCAUUCAGCGGUCAUUGCUAAGGCCACGUGUGCGAAAACUUUCAUUUUUGUAGCAGGCACUUGUGCUAGUUCUAGUUGAAUACAUUGCUUAGCAGAGAGCUUAGAACUUCAAGCUCAACUAGAUUCGCGGCUGCGUCGUUGCAUUGAGUUCUAACUAUUUUUCUCAUGUCGACUUUCGUAGGAUGAGACGUUCGAUGCCAUUGCGUCCUUUGAUGACGUUGCGUGUCAUAUUAGAUAGAAAUAUGAGUCCGUGUGUUGAUGUGGUGACUGUCUUUGCCAUUGGGGCCUCACAUGCGAGCAAAUCCUUGCUCAUGUAAAUGCCAAUGCCAGAAGUGAAUUGUCAUUGUGCCUCAGCAGAGAGCUGGACAUUAAUACUCCAAUCCCAGUCUUCAUAUGUGAGAUCCUUCCGCAGCAACCCGUCGUCUCAGUCCAAGGAUUAUGCCAACGGCAAAAUUUCUGGGAUAAGAAUCGCCUGGCAAUUUAUGGAGGUCUUGCGCGCAUUGCAGGUGUACGGCACUACUGUCAGCAUUCGUUUUUUCCAGCCAAAGCCGCUACGAACGCAAUUAUGGCCAUGAUAUGUGUACUAAAUUAUUAAGUAGUCCGUGGUAGCAGUAGCUAGAUGAAGUUUAAGCCUCUGGAUCAUGUGACUCUGCAGGGACAGAGCACGCUCCUCAUAUGAAGGAUUGAUCUUUUACAAUGAAUAUGCAAAACUUGAUCUUGAAGUUGAGCUUGAAUAAACGUCCAAUCGUUUAGUGCUUUCUCUCAUAGGAUGAACCUCCCCCAGCAUCCCCGUCUCAGUGUUGCUCUAUAUCCUUCAUAGUGAUAGUACGAGAAAUCCAUCGCCAUAUGUUGUAACGCGGGGGUCGUAGUGUACGCGUGGCAACUUCUGAGAGGUAAACAAAUGUUCCUGACCUUGACCACGUUGCUUUCUACGAGAAAUUGUAGGCUUCUAAGAUAAAGCGAGGAGCCGAAGGCGAAGCUGGUUCCUCGUCAGAGUACUCAUUAGCGGAGAUCACGGCAAACUUCGGACUCGUGCGGAAGGGAAAGGUGAAGCUAGAUCCAGGCGCGAUAGCAAAAGCGGUGAAAACGAGCCCCAUCAUCAUGUGA
Molecule: messenger RNA, 1157 nt
Organism: Amoebophrya sp. A25
Lineage: Eukaryota; Dinophyceae; Syndiniales; Amoebophryaceae
Source: the annotation of a GenBank genome assembly